Messenger RNA from Spodoptera littoralis (African cotton leafworm), 2739 nucleotides. The record is from the annotation of a GenBank genome assembly. Lineage: Eukaryota; Metazoa; Arthropoda; Insecta; Lepidoptera; Noctuidae.
AUGAAUACUUCUGUAGAAGGUAUUAUUGUGAACAAUUGUCAAUACGCCCCGAUUUACGUGAUACAAGAUCCUGGCGCCACUCAGGGGAAUACAUACGUCCUUGCAUCGAAUAAUGUGGAGUCACCCAAACCAGUCAGUAAUAACCUGAAAACAUUUUACGAAAACAGCGGAAAUAUCGAGAAUGGGUUAAUAAACACAGACACCGGUAUCAAACUCAAUGUGGUUAAAAAGAAAGAGAGCGUAUUGAUUGGAAAUAACUUAAAGUUGGCGAGCUUUUUGCUACCCAAAAACGAGAAUGUAAAUAAACAAUAUGUGGUUGAUAACUUUAUUUUAAAACCUACAACAACAACAACGACAACAACUACAACAGCAAGUAAUCCAAUACCAAUAAACCAUCCACUAAAUACAGUACCAAAAAUAGAUAUUGAUAGAAAGAUAGUGAAACUCAAAGAGGUUCCGAUCAUCAACAGACAGAAAUUUUUGCCAAAGAUUAAACCAAAAGAGAACACACCCACUCGAUCCAAACACACAUCAGUGCAAUUAAUAAGAUUAGGAGAAACUUAUCAUAGUUUAAAUCAUUUAAGUGCUGAUCAAAUAAAGAUGGUGAAUCAAGCUUUGAAAAUGUUCAAUGAUCCUGAUAAAUCAGUACCAGAGCCUACAUAUGAUCCGGUCACCAAUACUAAGUAUAUUUACAAGGUGGUAUCUCCAAAAGACUUGACAGUGGUCGCUAAGAAGAAAAUUUUGUUAAAAGAUCGAAAGCAUCAAUUCACUAGAAUCCCUAAAAGAAUAGAAGCAGAGAAAAUCGUGAAACAUACACCACCAGAGAAAAUUGUGAAGCAAGUUGUGACUAAAGAGAUUCCAGUGCAAAAAGAAAUUGUUGAAGAAGAGGUUGAACCACCGGCUGAGGAUUUCGGCAGUCUGUACAGGCUUCAAAAACAUUAUGAAAAUCAUCCCACUCACAUACCCGCAAAAAUCCAUUCCAAUUUAUUCCAUUGUUUACUUGCUAUUAUCAAGAGUGGCUCCGAUGGAAACAAGACGAACAUAUUUAUACAGCAACUGGAACAACUUAUUGUCAAACUGAAAUCUUUACUACCAUGUUUAUUGAGCAAAGUAGAAGGUACUGAUGGGCAACCUUGUACAAUCAAUGAGGAUAUUGGCCGAUUAUUUGGCAUGAAUCCCGGCAAAUACAACAUCGAUGUAGAAGCAUUAAAUUGUGUAAAAGAUAAAAAUGGUUACUGUAUCCACAAUCCUCCAAAAAUCAAUCAAAUUAAUAAAGAUCAAAUUAAAUCUCCACAUUUACUUAAGAAUAUGAAUGAAAUAUUAAAUCCUGAUAAUGAAACUGAAAAUUGUGCAAGAAUAAACUCAGUGGCAAAGUGGCCCACUGUGAGCAAGAGAAUUUGGAAGCUCAAACCAAAAACUCAUGAACAAAGUGCUAAAAAAAUGAGACUGAAAUCGGAAGGAGACACGCUCAUAGAACUGGGAACAGAAGACUUCGCUUUUCCUAAAGAUGAAAAGAACAAUUCUAAUGCUGUAACUGUUAUUCCCGAUAAUAAUAUAGAAACAGCAAAUAUUAUACCUGAAGAUGAAGUGGCGAAAUUGUUGGAGAGUACAAAAGACUGCGAAGUCAACUCUGAACCAGGGACUGAACAGCAGACUGACGAUAUCACCAUGAAGGAACUUAGUAAACCAAAAACUAACUACGUAAAAUUCCACAGUACGCACUUCGACAUUCGAUCGUCGCCUAUAAAAUCAUCUUCAACAGUGUUCCGUAAAUUCCAGAUAAAUCCCAGUAAAAUGGCUAAUUACGAUGGACAGGUUAUUCGGUCAUUAGAAAUGGUUAAUAAACCUAACGAUAAAAAUGUUCCUCAGAAGAAAUCUAAUGGACUACACAAUUCAGGGAACAAUACUAAUUUACAAAGCAGAGAAAACACUGUUCAUAUCAAUACAAAUCCUACUUUAAGUGUCAGACGUGACCUCUUAGACCCAAAUAACAGUAUACAAUUGAGUAUACCUGAUAGUAUACUUGACUCAUUGACAAAUUCAGAUAGUAACCACAUUGACAUGGCAUCUAAUAAUAGCUUACGAUUGCACUCUGUGACUGAUUCAAAUGGAAUACAACAUGUUACAGUACUAAAUUCAGAAAAUGAACUUGAUGUUGAUAUGUUAGACUCUAAUAAUGAUACCCGCCUUGCUAAACCUGCUUCACCUGAUGAUCUGCACGAUGAUAUGUCAAAUAUUAUAGUCGUUGGAGGAGAUACUCCUAUUUCUCACCCAAGUAAUGAUUUACAUGUUACCAUAGAUGAUACUGACAGAAGGUUAGAUGUUAAUAUGCCAAAUUCAAAUAGUAUACAAUAUUUAGUUUCAACUACAGGUACUAGUUUACACGAUCUGUUCAAAGAUGAUGUGGACUUAGGAUGUAAAGAUGUAGAUGUGAUAGACCCUGAUUUAAAAGACUGGAUUAUAGGUACAAGUGAGAAGUCAGAAGAUGGUUUUAGUAAGUCCAGCUUGAUGGAGCCAGUGUUGCUACAUAGUGAGAAAUCAUUAGACUCGAAAACAUUAACUCAGUGCAAUGACAUGCCAACAUUAGACGACUCAUCUGACAAUCGCCUUCUGUCGAGUCAAGGCGAAUCAGUAUUAAACUUUUUAGAUACACUAGGCAAUGACUUAUACCCUGAGACUGAGAUUAGAAAUAAUGGUGUGGACUUCCAGUUGGAUCUGUUCGCAUUUCAUAAUUCAUAG